Messenger RNA from Arachis stenosperma, 692 nucleotides. Its product is annotated as 60S ribosomal protein L36-3-like. The coding region runs from base 150 to 482 and encodes 110 amino acids. Lineage: Eukaryota; Viridiplantae; Streptophyta; Magnoliopsida; Fabales; Fabaceae. Gene Ontology annotation, molecular function: structural constituent of ribosome. Gene Ontology annotation, biological process: cytoplasmic translation. The transcript is spliced from 3 exons. The record is from RefSeq and is a predicted model, not a curated record. Gene Ontology annotation, cellular component: ribosome; cytosolic large ribosomal subunit.
ACUCUUCUUCUCUCACUUUCAAUCAAUACAAUGUUUGAUUCGAUCAUAAGAAAGUCUACUCUUUGAUUCUGAUUUCAUCAUUGGUGAAAAUGGUUGCGUGUUUUCUAAAUUGAGCGUUUCUUGUUGUUGUUGUUUGUUUGGAUCAGGAAAUGGCUCCGAAGGCACCGAGUACGGGUCUUUUCGUUGGAAUGAACAAGGGUCAUAUCGUCACCAAGAAGGAGCUGCCUCCCCGCCCCAGAGAUCGCAAAGGAAAAACAAGCAAGAGGGUGCACUUUGUGAGGAAUCUCAUUCGCGAGGUUGCUGGUUUUGCGCCGUAUGAAAAGCGUAUAACUGAGUUGCUGAAGGUUGGAAAGGAUAAGAGGGCAUUGAAGGUUGCCAAGAGGAAGCUCGGUACCCACAAACGUGCCAAGAGGAAGAGAGAGGAGAUGUCCAAUGUCCUCAGAAAGAUGAGGGCUGGUGGAGGCGGUGACAAGAAGAAGUAAGUGUUUACUUUGGUUCAUUCCAGUGUUCUGGGGGGAUCAGUGUUUUUGAAGGUGUUUUUGAAGGACAAGCUAUAUCUUAGUUUUGUUUGGUUCAAUUUAUCAGUGUAAUCUUUUACUUUUAGAUAUGAUCUGUUUUGAUUAUGUGAUUUUUGGAAAAUACCAUUGGAUUAUUUUGAGUCUUAACAUGAGAUUAAAACUUUUUCAAGCCAA